Molecule: messenger RNA, 1183 nt
Organism: Pararge aegeria (speckled wood butterfly)
Lineage: Eukaryota; Metazoa; Arthropoda; Insecta; Lepidoptera; Nymphalidae
Exons: 6
Coding region: 10-1161 (383 amino acids)
Source: RefSeq, a predicted model, not a curated record
UAGCCGAUCAUGAAUAUCAUAAUUAGGAUAUUUCAUUUUUUUAUUAUUGUGUUUGUCUUCUCAUUGCACUUCUUACACCUAAAUGCGGUACAAGAUUACGACUGCGCUGAUAAAGACGUAUGCAUAACCGGGUUUGAUGAAUCAAAAGCCAGGUUUGAGAACAAUAGCAUAAUAUACAGCUACAGUGGUAAGGAGAAACUCAAACUUACCUGUCAUGUAACAAAACAUAAAUUGCUAAGUAGCUGUUUGUACGAUGACAGUGAAGUAGUCAAUACGCGAUGGAUGAAAGGUCAAGCCUCCGUCAGCAAUGAGAUAACUGGUGACAUUCUUACAAUAGAUAUUGAUUUACCUUUAGACGGUAAUGUGACCGAUUUCAAAUGUGAGUCGUUUGCAGCAUUAUAUCCUUGUAAAAGCACAGCGUAUAUUACAUUUUUGUAUGUGCCGGAAGUUCGGAGAUUAACUGAAACGCAAAAAGAAAAUUUUAAUGUAAGACAAAAUGAAAGCCAUACUGAAGCGCACAAUGGAACUGUUCAAGAAACCCACACUGAAAGACAGAAUAAUGUUACUGACAAUGAUACACAAAAUAAGUUUCAAAAUUUAACGUACAAUGGAAGACAAAAUAAGACUCAAAGUGUAACUAACAAUGAGACACAAAAUAAGACUCAUAAUGUAACUUACAAUGAGACACAAAAUACGACUAUUAAUGAGACACAAACUGAGAUUCUUAUUGAAAAACAUAGUGGAAUUCAAAAUGAAACACAAAACCAAAAACUAGAUGAAGGAAUGUCUAAUAACUGGAUUAUAAUACCCGUUGCGAUUUUCAUUACUAUUUCAAUAGUGAUAUCAAUAUACACACUAUUAAGAAAUAAAAAGGUCAAUGGAUUCCAAGACCUUAUUGUAUCUAAAGAAAACUCGGAGUACGGCAAUGAUGAGGACAAAGAGGAAUCAGAAGUAAAAAACGUACCGAGCAUAAACGCAGUUGAUCCUAAUAGUGUUUACGACUAUUGUGAACGCCUUCCCAUGCCGAGCUUCACAAAAUCGCCCAUAAUUAUCGGAUGUAUUAAUAGUGUAAACCUAAGUAACGAGCAAUUAAAAGAAGAUAAUAUUUAUUACAAUACAACAGCACGUUGCGAUAAAACUACGGUAUAUUACAACACGUAAGAUAUAUUUUAACAACAUUACU